AUGCACGACGAUUCAUCUGCACGUGAUGGAUUUAAUCAGCCUAAGGAUGAUAUUUUAGCUAAGGCACUAGAUCAUAUGGACGGAUCUGACGAGGUUCGCAACCCGCAGGCGUGCGACGUAAACGAUGGGCCUGAUUUUUUCUACCAAUUCAGGACGAUAUCACCACCACAACCUUAUCCAACUUACACCGAUCAUCCAGUGCCAUCACACAAACGAUCUCAUUCAACCUUCGCCUACCAUCCGACGCCAGUACGUGAUGUUAAGCGACGUCUAUUUUAA
Molecule: messenger RNA, 279 nt
Organism: Macrosiphum euphorbiae (potato aphid)
Lineage: Eukaryota; Metazoa; Arthropoda; Insecta; Hemiptera; Aphididae
Source: the annotation of a GenBank genome assembly